Molecule: messenger RNA, 3403 nt
Organism: Triticum urartu
Lineage: Eukaryota; Viridiplantae; Streptophyta; Magnoliopsida; Poales; Poaceae
Gene: FH6
Product: formin homolog 6
Biological process (GO): actin cytoskeleton organization; actin nucleation
Molecular function (GO): actin filament binding
Source: RefSeq, a predicted model, not a curated record
CCAAAACCUCCUAAACGCGGCGCGAAAUCCCCAUUCCGAUCAAAGUUCUUGUACAUUAGCACCUGCACACCAACCUUUGGGAUGGCAGGGAAAAGAGGUUUAGAUCCACAGCACGCAUUUGUUUUUCGUUCAUAGUGGGAUGCCAAAGCAGAGACGCGAAGAAAAGAAAAGCGGCGAGGAAAAGAAGCAAAAGAGAAGCCAACGCAAAGCAGAUUCGGGCCGUCGGGGGCGCCACGUACGUAUGGAGAUUGCUACCAGACCGUUGCUGAUCCCCGCCCAUGGUGGCGAUCGCAUAUGGUAGUACAUCUCCGAAGCCAGCCGCCCGCCCGAAAAUGGCGGCGUCUUCUCUCUCCUCGUCUUCACACUCUCUCCCCUCCCGGUCUGUCUUUCUCUCACUCUAGAAAGCGGGACCGAAGCUGCGCUCUGGCUCUGGCUUUGGCUUUUAUCUUCUUCUUCUUGUGCGUGCGUGCUCUCCGCUCGCGCCGCCCGCCAAAUGCCUCCCGCCAUCGCGCUGCUGCUCGCGCAGCUGGUGCUGUGCGGGUGCCUCUCGCCGGCGGUGUCUGCCGCCGCCGUCGUCCCCAGGCGGGUGCUGCACCAGCCGCUGUUUCCCAUUGAGUGGACUCCGCCCCCGUCGCCGCCGCCUCCGCCCGCGCCGGACUUCACCUCCGACCCCAGCCCUCCCGUGGCCACGCCCGACGCCCCUCCCGUGGCGACGCCCGAUGCCCCUCCCGGCGACUUCUUCCCUCCCGCACCGCCGGUGUCCAGUGAUGGUGGUGGCGGCGGUACGGCUUCGUCCCCCCCGAACACCGUCACCGCCGACGUCUCCACCCCGCCCUCUCCCACCGCUGCCGGCCACGGCCCCAAGAAGGCGACCAUAGUGGCGGCCGGGGCGGCCGCCGCCGCCGGGGUCGCGCUGCUCGGCUUCGCCUGCGCGUUCCUCAUCACCGGCCGCGCCCGCCGCCGCUGCGACUCGCAGAAGCUGCUCGGCCCCGACGGCGGGCCGGCGCUCCGCCGCACGGCCCCCUCCGCCGCCGACUUCCUCUACGUCGGCACGGUGGAGCCCACCACGCCCGCGCACCAGCGCGGGCCCACCAGCGCCGAUCUCGCCGGCUCCCCGUACCGCAAGCUGCGGAACGAGCGCGCGCGCCGCGCGGUGUGCCGCGACGAGGCCACCGACCACCCGAGCCCGGAGCUCCGGCCGCUCCCGCCGCUGCGGCGCGCCACCACCAUGGGCUCCUCCGACGAGGACGCGUACUACACGCCGCGGCAGCGCUCGGGGGGCUCCGGCUCGGGCGCCGGCGGCGGGGCCGGCAGCGGCGUGUACGGCGAGACGUGGAGCGAGGCGAGCGCGUCCAGCCCGCCCACCACCACCACGGCUUCCCGCCGCAGCCUCCCCAGCAUGACCAGCGACUUCUUUCCCCCGGUCGCCGCCAUCGCCGCGCUCCCGCCGCCCCCACGGUCCCGCCGCACGCGCACGCCCCCGCGCACGCGCUUCUCCACUGGCUCCACCCCCGACGUCAAGCAGGCAAUCUCGCCAUCCCCGCGGCCGGUGCAACCCUCCAACCCACCUCCACGUCCACCACCACCACCUCCUCCUCCUCCUCCACCACCACCGACAGCGCCGCCCAAGUCCAACGCAGCUCCAAGGCCCCCUCCUCCACCACCACCGCCACCGAUGGCGUCAACUAACAGCCUCCCCCCAAAGACGGGGGAGCCGACAUCCAGGCGCCGGUUGCUGAAGCCGCUGCCGCCGGAAGGGCCCCGCAUUGCCAUGCCGAUGCCGAUCACGGCGGCGGCAGCGGCGGAGAACAACGGGAGCACGUCGAUGCGGGCGGAGGACGACGCGGCCGGCGGCCUGCCGAAGCUGAAGCCGCUGCACUGGGACAAGGUGCGGGCGACCUCCGACCGCGCCAUGGUCUGGGACCAGCUCAAGUCAAGCUCAUUCCAGUUGGACGAGGACAUGAUCGAGGCGCUCUUCAUGAACAACUCCAUGCCCGCCGCGCCGCCGAGGGACACCGGGAGGAAGCCCGCCGCGCCGGCGUUCAGGCAGGAGGAGAGGGUGCUCGACCCCAAGAAAGCGCAGAACAUCGCCAUCUUGUUGCGCGCCUUGAAUGUCACGCGUGAGGAGGUCUCGGACGCGCUCCUGGACGGCAAUGCUGAAUGUUUAGGCAGUGAGCUUUUGGAAACGUUAGUCAAGAUGGCACCUACGAAAGAGGAGGAGGUCAAACUGCGGGAUUACAGUGGCGACCUAUCGAAGCUGGGAACCGCGGAACGCUUUCUCAAGACUGUGCUGGAUAUACCUUUCGCCUUCAAAAGAGUCGACGCUAUGCUGUACCGAGCCAAUUUCGAGACUGAGAUAAAUUACCUAAGGAAGUCUUUUGAAACGCUAGAGGCAGCUUGUGAAGAUCUUAGGGGUAGCAGGUUGUUCCUAAAACUCCUUGAAGCAGUGCUGAGGACCGGGAAUCGGAUGAAUGUCGGCACGAACCGGGGCGAGGCUAAGGCCUUUAAGCUUGACACCCUCCUCAAGCUCGCAGACGUCAAGGGAGCUGAUGGCAAAACCACGCUGCUGCACUUUGUUGUCCAAGAAAUGAUCCGAUCGGAAGACGCGAAAUCUGAAAAGCAAAACACCACGGCCACCAGCUCCAAAGAUAAAGGCCUGAAGGUUGUGUGCGGGCUGAGCAGCGAGCUCGGAAACGUCAAGAAGGCGGCUUCCAUGGACUUCGAUGUUCUGCACGGCUACGUCAGCAAGCUCGAGACGGGCCUCGAGAAGAUCAAGUCGGUGUUGCAGCUCGAGAGGCAGUGCACGCAGGGCCAGAGGUUCUUCAUCGCAAUGCAGGGCUUUCUGAAGGAGGCCGACAAGGAGAUCGAGAUAGUGAGAGGCGAGGAGAAGCGGGCUCUGGGGAGGGUGAAAGACAUCACCGACUACUUCCACGGGGACGCCGCGAAGGAGGAGGCGCACCCUCUGAGGAUAUUCAUGGUGGUGAGGGACUUCCUCUCGAUGUUGGAUCACGUCUGCAGGGAGGUUGGCCGGAUGCAGCAGGACAGAACCGUCGUCGGGUCGGCGAGGUCGUUCCGUGUCUCGACGACAGCCCCAUUGCCGGUCCUAAGCUUGUAUGGCCAACGGCGGCAGAACAACUCCGACGACGAUGAUGAUAGCAUGUCGUCGUAGGAGAGGGGGUUGGGGGAGGAGGGGUGGUGAAGAUGCAGAAUGAAUUUUGCAAUGGACAUAGCACAUAUGGACUGUGAUAGCUUUAGCAGCCGCGGCAAAUGUAUGAUAGUGAUAAGUAAGCACAUAUUUAACCUCGGGACGACCAAGGUUAGGAGAGAUCGGGGUGUAUACGUUUGGAACAUGUGGAAUUUUUUGUACAAAAGAAGAAUAAUGACAAGAAGGUCUUCCUCUUUC